This is a messenger RNA of Gorilla gorilla gorilla (western lowland gorilla), 10785 nucleotides long. RefSeq names its product calpain 15 (gene CAPN15). The coding region runs from base 6192 to 9656 and encodes 1154 amino acids. Gene Ontology annotation, biological process: proteolysis. Gene Ontology annotation, cellular component: cytoplasm. The transcript has 12 exons. NCBI's taxonomy places the organism in Eukaryota, Metazoa, Chordata, Mammalia, Primates, Hominidae. Gene Ontology annotation, molecular function: calcium-dependent cysteine-type endopeptidase activity. The record is from RefSeq and is a predicted model, not a curated record.
UUGUUCCCAAGCCCUGCGGCUCGUUCAUGGGUUUGCUUGGGCUGCGGAACUGUUUGUGGAGCAGCAGGGUUGGAGUGCCCAUGGCUGGGGGGCCUCUUGGAGCCCUUGAUUCACAGAACCCCUGGAGGCUGGCAGCCCUGCCUGCCCUGAAGAGCCUCGUUCUCCCAGCCGUUUGGGCUGUGGUCCUGUCGUGGGAGGCGACGGUGAGGGCGGCCCGGGGUCCCGACGGGGGUGUUUGUCCCUUUGGAGACCUCCCCUGUGCUGUGGCCCCGGCCCCCAGAUGGAGCUCCCCAUCCCCACGGCAGCGCUGGGGCUGGGGCUGGGGCUGGUGAGGAGCCUGUGCACGGCCCCCGCCACUGUCCUCAGCCAGGAGGGUGCCUGGUCCCUGGGGAGCGGCCUGCACCUGUUUAUGGAGAAUGCUGUCCUGCCAGUUGUCUUUUGGGGUGGGCGGUCAGAGUCCACGUCCUCCCCCAGGGCGGGGCCCUGGCCUGGUUUCUUGUAGGGACGAUGGGAAGCCCUGUCCUCAGCCCUCCCACCCGACUCAUGCAGGAGCUUCCUGUCCUUGGGGUCAUCUCCUCCACAGGGGCCUUAGCGUCAGUGGGGACAAAGGCAGAGGUGCCUGUCUUCAGGUUGUGGGGACCGACUGAGCUUCCUCCCAGUAGUGGCUGGCUCUUGUUUCCUGUCUGGACCAGCAGCCUCUGGUCUGGUGGGUGCAAUUUUAGGGCGCAGUGGGGUUGCCGUGGGGCAAGGCCAGGCCGCCAGCUGCCUGGACACAGGGGCCCCCGCUUUCCAUCUGCUGCCCCCCACACCCCCAGCUCGGGCAGGGGUGACACCCGGGCAUCCUUGUUGGGGUCGCUGUGGUUCCCAUGGUGGCAAGAUGGCUCUGUGAAAGAUUGACGGAGAUGUAGGGCCCAGGAGCAGGUGCUGUAUGAGUGGGACACGCCUGUGUCACCUGCGGGGCAGGGGAGGGCUCGGGGGUACAGCCGUGUACAUGGUUAGUUAGCGAGACAGUGAGGAGUGUAUGCGGAGUGGACACAGCUGUGGGUGCCGCCCACGCAAGGCUGGGGGUCGCUGUGCCGGCCCUGCUCCCAUGUGGGCUCCCAGCUCCCCAGGUAGGGACGCUGACCCCGGGAGGUGCCUUUGCCUGCAGCCACUGGAGCCUCAGGAGCAUGCGUUCUGUCCCCACGGGUCACCCCCACUGAGCCCACCACCUACCGAGAGGCACCUCGAGACCCUGUCCUGCCACAGGUGGGCUGUCCAGGCCAGCACCAGAGACCCCCAGCAGACCUCAGUGGCUGCAGAUGGAGCGGGGCGGCGACGGUCACCUCCGGGACUCAGCCCUGUGCUGAGCCCCGGGCAGUGUGAUCAUCCUGGCCCUUCUCGUGCACGUCCCCUGGCUGGAUGCUCCUUGCUGCCCUCACGGGGUGUGUGUGUGGCAUACAGGACAGGGACCGGCCAGUUGGCCCUGCUCAUUAACCACUUGUCCCCACAGGGCAGUGGCGGCCUCACCUCUGCAAUUCUCUGAGGCUGGAUCUAGGCCACCGCCCCGUUUAAAACUAGGGCAUCGGUUCCCAGGGAGGGCGGGGAGCUGCACAGUUGGACUUGUGGGGGUCAGGCAUGGGUCCACACAGCCCGGGGCCCUCCGCACCCUGCCCCUCCAGGGAGCCCAGAGGCGGGCGUGGCUGCAGCCUGGCUCUGUGACAGUCAUGAGUCACGGCCACUCUUGAGGCGCCACCCUGAGAGUGAGCCCCUGUGGUCACGGCUCCUGCUGGUUCCCAUUCGCGAGCACCUGAAACAGCCUGGCCCACAGCAGAGGCCCCGGGGGGCACGUGCAGCUCACGGGAGCAGCACAGAUGCUUGGCCGGCAGCAGGCCCUACAGGAGCAGCAGCGGCCCAGGGCAUGACCCUGGGGUCAGGGGUCAGAGUUCGGCAUGCUCUGCGGGGGCCUCACCCUGCUGUCCCUGGGCCUGGCCUGGGCACACUCCUUGGUGACAGUGCCCCUGCACGCCCCCCGGGUUAUUCAGACAGGGAGCCAGGAUGGGAACCACGGACUGACCUGACCUGCGUCCUCGGGGCCACUGCACUGGGUGAUUCACGUGUGCCCAGGCCCUGAGGUGGGCCGGACCUGGGAGUGGCAGGCGAGCCUUCCUCCCAAGAGCCUCUGGCUGGCCGCAGCAGGCCCUGUCCCUGCUGUCCUCAGGCGAGUGGCCCUGGACGUGAUAACCCCCCUGCCGAGGUCUGGCCGGAGCCAGCACCCACGGCCGAGAUGCAGUCAGCCCUGGCUGGGCGCUGUCCCUGGGGGUGGCUGCUGGUGCUGCCCUCCCUCCUUCCCACCACUUCUUGCCCCUCUUUCCUGGGGCCCUCCCCCAUCAGAGUUUUCCUCCUAAAUGCAGUUCCCUCCCUCUAGGGGAACGCGGGCUGGGAGCCUAUUUUUUUUUUUUUUUUUUUGAGACGGAGUCUUGCUCUGUCGCCCCGGCUGGAGUGCAGUGGCGCGGUCUCGGCUCACUGCAACCUCCGCCUCCCGGGUUCACGCCAUUCUCCUGCCUCAGCCUCCCAAGUAGCUGGGAUUACAGGCACCCGCCACCACGCCCGGCUAAUUUUUUUUGUAUUUUUAGUAGAAACAGGGUUUCUCCAUCUUGCGCAGGCUAGUCUUGAACUCCUGACCUCGUGAUCCACCCACCUCGGCCUCCCAAAGUGCUGGGAUUACAGGCGUGAGCCACUGCACCUGGCCUGGGAGCCUUUUCCGUAGCUGCUCAUCCUGUACUAGCAUCUGUCCAUCAUGAGUGGACAGAACACAGGGGGACCCAGGACCCAAGCUGCACUCGGGAAGGCCAGCAGGGUGGAUUUCGGGAAGAGCAUCGGUGCCAGUUUCCCACAGUCAUCCCUGUGAUGGGACCCUCAGGUUGGCACGUGGCUGGCAGCUGUGUCCCGGGAGCUCUUGCUCCUUAGUGGGCCUCGCCAGCCAGGGCAGGGCCCCCGCCACCCCUCACGGGGCUCUUGACUCCUCUGGCAGCGGAUCGGGGCGGUUCAGCGAUACCAUCUCUGGAGAUCCCCUGGCGUGUGCUGGAAAAACGCCGGAGAGGGCUUAACAGAGCCAGCCGUCCAGCCUCCGUGACAGGGACGUUUGCUUUUCUGGGCAGGCUCCUAUCUUCUCUUCCGAGCACCCACGAGAGGGGACUGUGCUGUCCCUGCUCUCCUAGGACAGGCCUUCCUCCUGUCCAGAUGGGGCCCACAGGGUCAGUUGCCUGAGACUGGCUCCAGCUCAAGAAAGGUUUUCUGAGUGAGCGCAGGGGAGCAGGAGGCUGGUGAGCAGCUCGCUUCCUGCCCUGGGCGCAGCUGGGCACCACUUCUGCCUUGGGCCUGCUAAAGGCAUCAGUGAGGAGCAGGCGGGGCCUGGUAGGAGCCUGUGUUUCUAGCAGCACGCGUGACCCCAGGUGCCACGUGGGUGAGUGAGUGGCGAAGGAGCUGAGGUUGGCCCUGGCAGGUGUGCAGUCCUCACACAGAACGGGCAGGGCUCCUGUCAGAGCCAAACCAGCUCAGGGCCCGGUGCAAGCAGCUUCUGUCCCGUGGCACCUCCGCUAGUCGCCGCUCCCACCCAAGCCCUGCCCUGCCCCGCCCUGCCCCGCUCAGGGUUUGGCUACAGAAGGGGAGUGUUGGAAAUGCCCAACCUGUCUCCCGUGAGGGACUCCUGCGUGGCAUGGGCUGGGGAACGCAGGGGCCGUUUGGGUGGUUCCGGCGUCUGGCGUAGCCACGCGAGAGGCCCUGGGUUGAUGUGUGGGCUCCCUGCUAGCGAGCCUGCUCCGUGCGUGCUGGGCUCCCGGCCUUGCUUCCGUGUGGCAUUCGAGGCCCCGUGGACCUCGCCUGCGUCCUGCAUGUUUGAGCGCGGCCCCUCGUGGAGGCCGCCAGCACUGGUGGCUGCAGGGCCUGUAGUGUAGCACGUCCAGAGACCCGGCCUGGAGAACGGGUCCUGGAUGUCUCCAUCAUGUUUUACUUUCGCUUCACACGGACGCAGCGAUGUCUCAGAUACCUCGGAUCACACAGAGCACGUCGCCAAGGCUUGUUUUGUCUGUUCCUUUCCACCUGUCUUACGUGGCUACCAGGAGAUCCGCCACGACUGCCGUGGCCCCCGUCCACACUGCGCGGCGCUCUCCGGCGUGGCCGCCAGUUGCCCCUUCGAGGGCAGGUGUGAGUACAGGGUGGUCCCUGUGGAGAAGCAGCUGCAGGCGAGUGAGCCAGGCUGUACCCUGCAGACCCCGAGGCCUGAAUUUCGUGGAACUCUCACCUCUCACAGAGUAUUGUUUUUCUUCUGAUUUUUUUCCAACCAUUUAAAAAUUUAAAAGCCAUUGUUGACUUGCGGGCUGGACCAGGCUUAGGGCGGGGCUCUGGUCCGCACCCCACACUGGCCCCGUGUGUCCUGUGACCGUUCUGCCUGCGGGGCAGGCCUGAGCCACCACAGGAUGGCAGGGUCUCCAGGGUGCAGGGCCCGCAAUGCUUCAACCCUCCCACGACCCCAGCACCUUCAGAGAAAAUGGACCCUCGUGCCAAGUGAAGUGGUUCAGGCGAACGUUAUCACCACACGGGGGACUCGGCGGCUUCUGCCCCAGGCCUCAAAGGAGAGGGGAUCCAGAAUUCUCUGUCUCACCCCCUCAGCCCCUGCCCUUGAAGCUUCUGUCCCCAAGGCUGUGGGGAGGAACCAGGGAAGGGCUGGCGCGUCUGCUGUGCGAUCCCAGGUGCUCGUGCCUCGCUGAGCUCAGCCCCUGCGGCCUCAGAGCUGCAGGCCCCUCCCGGGUGUCAGAGCACUGACUGGAAAGGCCCCCCACAUCCCUGCCCUCUGCUGCUCCCCAUCGUCGUGGGGGAGAAGCUGGAACUGCACCCCCACCCCCCCGAGCCCGCUCACCUAGGGCUGCCCCCAGGCCUCCCUGAGCUUCAAAGGAUAUGUUCUUUGGUGCUUUUUUUUUUUUUUGGCUCUGUCUCCCAGGCUGGAGUGCAGCUGUGGUGCUCACGCCAUCCUCCCACGUCAGCCUCCUGAGUAGCUAGGUCUACAGGUGCACACCACCACACCCGGAUAGUGCUUAGUUUUCUAUAAAGACAGGGUCUCACUGUGUUGCCCAGGCUGGUCUCAAACUCUUGGGCUCAGGUGAUCCCCCACGCACGGCAGCUUUGACACUUACUUGACCCUUUCCUCCUAAGCUCUACCCUGACGCUGGCUGUGUGUCCCAGAGACUUAAUCAGAAGCUGGAAGAAGGGCUGUGACGUGUGUGACAGCAGGAACUGCUGGUCAACCCACAGCUGGCCAGCCUGCCGGGACGCCACCUUGGCCCCAAUCUUGGCAGGGAGAGGGGAGUGUAUCGGACUCUGGGGAGAGCAGCUGCCUGCAUGGGCAGGGUCCUCCUGUCUCAGGAUUAACGUUCUCAACUGUAUUUGAUUUCUCCUCAGCCAGAGGGGGUAAGGUGGCCUUCCCAGAAGCACAGGUGGGCCGCGUGUCAGAGGCCCUGGACAGCCUGUGCCUCUCCCGGGCCUCCCAGCAGGGGUGGCUCUCGCCUCUCUGGAGGGGAGACCCCAGGAACCGGCCCCCGCCCUCAGCCACAGCCUCACAGGGUCCUUGUUUCUCGGGGCCUGGCUCUGUGGGUGCACACGGCACGGUCGGGCUCCCGUCCUUCUGGAAGGCUCCAGAGUGGCAUGUGGGCAGCUGCGUGACGCGGCCCCAGAUCUCCAUCCAGCCUGGCCUGCAGCAGCUCCCUACGCCCUCUGCUACCUCCCCUGCCUACCUUUGGGUAGACGUUCUCUUGAGCCUUCCUUCUGUGAUAAAGCAAAAGCGUGUGAUCUCUUUUCUCACCAAGGAAUAAAACGUCUCUGAAUACCACAGACGUGAUGCCGGACUUUUGGGGGCCGGGGGGUGUCCUAGGGCCCCGAGGGAGGAGCCCUGUGGGUGCCGAAGUCGGGCCGCAGGCCCUGCACUGAGAUGUCCCCUCAGCCUACCCCAGGCAGCUGGGCAUGCUGGGAAGUUCUCCCGGGCUGUGUGUGUGAAUCAUGCUGUUUCUUCUCUAUUUUUUCUCUCUGUCUGUUUAUUUUUGUUGUGUGUCACUCUGACCAGCCGGCCGCCCUGUCUCUUCCCUCCAUGCUCCACUUCGACCGCUGCCGGCCAGAGGUGACCAGGUCCGGCUCUCAGCACGGCCGCCGGCCGGGGGGCCAUGGGGAGCUCCGCCUCCUCCCUGGCCGCAGAGACCGAGUCGGACCACAGCUUCCCCGGGGGACCCCCCUACCCGGGUCCCCCGGCAGCGGCUGGCUGGUGUAGGAGCGGCCCAGGGGGGCCCAUCUGGGGAGGUGCCCUGGUCAGCCGGCAGCACCAGCCCCCACGGCCCCGGGCCCGAAGCCACACCCACUCGCCCGGGUCUAUGGCCACGGUCGGAGAGUGGUCCUGUGUGCGCUGCACCUUCCUGAACCCGGCCGGCCAGCGCCAGUGCUCCAUCUGCGAGGCUCCCCGGCACAAGCCCGACCUCAACCACAUCCUGCGGCUCAGCGUGGAGGAGCAGAAAUGGCCCUGCGCCCGCUGCACCUUCCGCAACUUCCUGGGCAAGGAGGCCUGCGAGGUGUGCGGCUUCACCCCGGAGCCUGCGCCUGGGGCUGCCUUCCUGCCAGUCCUCAACGGGGUCCUCCCCAAGCCACCCGCCAUCCUGGGGGAGCCCAAGGGCAGCUGCCAGGAGGAAGCAGGUCCAGUGAGGACUGCGGGGCUGGUGGCCACGGAGCCCGCCAGGGGGCAGCACAAGGACAAGGACGAGGAGGAGGAGGAGGAGCAGGAGGAGGAGGAGGGGGCGGCGGAGCCCAGAGGGGGCUGGGCGUGUCCGCGUUGCACGCUGCACAACACGCCCGUGGCCAGCUCCUGCUCCGUCUGCGGGGGCCCACGCAGGCUCUCGCUGCCACGGAUCCCUCCUGAGGCCCUGGUGGUCCCGGAAGUGGUGGCCCCGGCCGGCUUCCACGUCGUGCCUGCCGCGCCUCCACCUGGCCUCCCUGGGGAAGGUGCCGAGGCCAACCCCCCAGCCACCAGCCAGGGCCCAGCUGCCGAACCAGAGCCGCCCAGGGUCCCGCCCUUCAGCCCCUUCUCGUCCACCCUGCAGAACAACCCCGUGCCGCGCAGCCGACGCGAGGUUCCCCCCCAGCUGCAGCCGCCGGUGCCUGAGGCUGCCCAGCCGUCACCCUCUGACGGCUGCAGGGGACCCCCCCAGGGCUCGGGCUGGGCUGGGGCCUCCCGCCUAGCAGAGUUGCUGUCUGGCAAGCGGCUGAGUGUGCUGGAGGAAGAGGCCACGGAGGGUGGCACCAGCCGUGUAGAGGCCGGCAGCUCCACCUCGGGCAGUGACAUCAUCGACCUGGCCGGAGACACCGUGCGUUACACGCCCGCCAGCCCCUCCAGCCCUGACUUCACCACCUGGUCGUGUGCCAAGUGCACGCUCAGAAACCCCACAGCGGCCCCCAGGUGCUCGGCCUGCGGCUGCUCCAAACUGCACGGCUUCCAGGAGCAUGGCGAGCCUCCCACCCACUGCCCCGACUGUGGGGCCGACAAGCCCAGCCCCUGCGGCAGAAGCUGCGGACGGGUGUCCUCGGCCCAGAAGGCCGCCCGCGUCCUGCCCGAGCGCCCGGGCCAGUGGGCCUGCCCUGCCUGUACCCUGCUCAACGCACCGCGGGCCAAGCACUGCGCCGCCUGCCACACGCCUCAGCUCCUGGUGGCCCAGCGGCGGGGGGCCGCGCCCCUGAGGCGCAGGGAGAGCAUGCACGUGGAGCAGCGGCGGCAGACGGACGAGGGCGAGGCCAAGGCGCUCUGGGAGAACAUCGUGGCGUUCUGCCGGGAGAACAACGUGAGCUUCGUGGAUGACAGUUUCCCUCCCGGGCCCGAGUCUGUCGGCUUCCCCGCGGGCGACAGCGUGCAGCAGCGCGUGAGGCAGUGGCUGCGGCCCCAGGAGAUCAACUGCUCCGUCUUCAGGGACCACAGGGCCACGUGGUCUGUGUUCCACACACUGCGGCCCUCGGACAUCCUGCAGGGGCUGCUGGGGAACUGCUGGUUCCUGAGCGCCCUGGCAGUGCUGGCGGAGCGGCCGGACCUGGUGGAGCGGGUGAUGGUCACGCGCAGCCUGUGUGCAGAGGGCGCCUACCAGGUGCGGCUGUGCAAGGACGGCACGUGGACCACAGUGCUGGUGGAUGACAUGCUGCCCUGCGAUGAGGCCGGCUGCCUCCUCUUCUCACAGGCGCAGCGGAAGCAGCUGUGGGUGGCCCUCAUCGAGAAGGCGCUGGCCAAGCUGCACGGCUCCUACUUUGCGCUCCAGGCGGGCCGCGCCAUCGAAGGCCUGGCCACGCUCACCGGCGCCCCCUGUGAGAGCCUGGCGCUGCAGCUCAGCUCCACUAACCCCCGCGAGGAGCCCGUUGACACUGACCUCAUCUGGGCCAAAAUGCUGAGUUCUAAGGAGGCUGGGUUCCUCAUGGGUGCCUCCUGUGGCGGGGGCAACAUGAAGGUGGACGAUUCGGCCUACGAGAGCCUGGGCCUGCGCCCCCGCCACGCCUACUCCAUCCUGGAUGUUCGAGAUGUCCAGGGUACCAGGCUUCUGCGGCUCCGAAACCCGUGGGGCCGUUUCUCCUGGAACGGCAGCUGGUCCGACGAGUGGCCACACUGGCCGGGGCACCUGCGUGGUGAGCUCAUGCCACACGGCAGCAGUGAGGGCGUCUUCUGGAUGGAGUACGGCGACUUUGUCAGGUACUUCGACUCCGUGGACAUCUGUAAGGUGCACUCGGACUGGCAGGAGGCGCGGGUGCAGGGCUGCUUUCCCAGCUCGGCCAGCGCGCCCGUGGGGGUAACAGCGCUCACGGUGCUGGAGCGGGCCUCGCUGGAGUUCGCGCUCUUCCAGGAGGGCAGCAGACGCUCGGACGCAGUGGACAGCCACCUGCUGGACCUGUGCAUCCUGGUGUUCCGGGCCACGUUCGGCAGCGGCGGCCACCUCAGCCUGGGCCGCCUCCUGGCCCACAGUAAGCGCGCGGUCAAGAAGUUUGUCAGCUGCGACGUCAUGCUGGAGCCUGGCGAGUACGCUGUGGUGUGCUGCGCCUUCAACCACUGGGGGCCGCCCCUGCCGGGCACCCCUGCCCCCCAGGCCUCCAGCCCCUCGGCAGGGGUCCCGAGAGCCUCCCCAGAGCCGCCGGGCCACGUGCUGGCUGUGUACAGCUCGAGGCUGGUCAUGGUGGAGCCCGUGGAAGCCCAGCCGACCACGCUGGCUGACGCCAUCAUCCUGCUCACCGAGAGCCGUGGAGAGCGGCACGAGGGCCGUGAGGGCAUGACCUGCUACUACCUGACACACGGUUGGGCGGGGCUCAUCGUGGUGGUGGAGAACCGGCACCCCAAGGCCUACCUGCACGUGCAGUGUGACUGCACCGACAGCUUCAACGUGGUGUCCACACGCGGCAGCCUGCGCACCCAGGAUAGCGUGCCACCCCUGCACAGGCAGGUCCUGGUGAUCUUGUCCCAGCUAGAGGGCAACGCCGGCUUCUCUAUCACCCACCGCCUGGCACAUCGCAAGGCAGCCCAGGCCUUCCUCAGUGACUGGACAGCCUCCAAGGGGACCCACAGCCCCCCGCUCACGCCAGAGGUCGCCGGUCUGCAUGGGCCCCGGCCGCUGUGACCACCAUGCCUGGGGCAGGGGCUGUGCACAGACGGACCUCCCACCCCCACACGCACUUUAUGAGGGAGACCCCGACAGAGGACGCUUGAGCCAGAAUCUCAGGACCCUGCCCAGGGAGCUGCCAGCCCAGGGCUCAGCUUCCCAUGGGCCCCCCGCCCCCCUCCCUCCCCUCCCUGAACCCCACAGUCCGCCUGGCCAGGCCUCCCGGCCGCCACGCAGAAUACCUCGAACCAGGCGGGCUGUGAACCAGCCCCGCUCACCUGCCAGCCCCAACGCCCGACGGGGGCCGAGGCCAGGCUGCCCCUCCCUGUGGGCUCAGGGUCUCCUGCGGGGGAGGCAGCCAGGAGCUCUGUCCACAAAACCAAAUCUGGGUGUCAGAGGCCAAGACCCUGGGGUGGGGUCAGGGACCACCCCUCACGGGGCAUAAGGUCAGUUUUCCCCCAGAGCCCGGGUCCCUGUCCCCCACAGGGCAGGCGGGGUCCCUGGAGCCCUGGUGUGGAGCGGCGAGUCCCAGGGCAGUGCCUGCCUCAGAAGAAGGGGCCCUUGGUCAGCCCCCCAGCGACACUAUGCAAAUCCUGGAGUGCCCGCCAGGAUCGAAGCCAUGACUGGGUGCAGGCGGGCGCCAGGCCCGCUGCGGGUGGGCACCAGUUCUCAGCACUGCUCACGGCUGCCGGGCACACUGGGACCAGCAGGCUCCUCAGCCAACCCUGUCCCUCGGCCCGGCCCUGCCAGAGAGGGACCCCAGCACAUCGUGGGCAUGGGCAGGGCUCAGCCGCUCCCACCUCCCCACAGAAGCCCAGGAGUGUGUGGACGUCUGAGCCCAGCUUUCUGCGUCCCCACCCGGCCCUCCUGGCCCCUCACCCCCGGCAGUGGGCCAGCCUCGCCCCCACUCCCCCUCCUACCCCGGCAGGGGCUUCCGGGGCCUUUUCACCUGGAGAAACAUUCCCACUCCCCUUUGGCCUCCCUGUACUCUGAGCUGUGAAUAUUUUUAACCCUGUAAAUACGGCCAGCUCUUGUGACACAGAGACUAUUUUAUCAACUGUCAGCCCCGUUCCUUUACGAUAGGAUUCUCCACAGUGGCUUCCGACUCAGGCUCCAAUGGACCAAAUAAAAGCGUUUUGUUUUGUAA